Molecule: messenger RNA, 1368 nt
Organism: Stylonychia lemnae
Lineage: Eukaryota; Ciliophora; Spirotrichea; Sporadotrichida; Oxytrichidae
Source: the annotation of a GenBank genome assembly
AUGAAGUCCAAAUCAAGUUCAAAAGCAGCCUCAGUCAGUUAGGAGCUACCAACUACAGAAGCAAAAGCAUUAAACAUGCUAUCACUAAAUGUUUUAGGGGAGUCAGACCCGUCCAAUAUUACAAAGCAGGAUCUCUUAUCGGCUAUUGCAUUUGAUAAGCAAGGCUAGAUGUUAUCCGUAGGUGAUAGAGGAGGCAGAGUUAUCGUUUUUUAAAAAGUAGAAGAAGGGGGUUCCAUAGACUACGAAUAUAUGACUGAAUUUUAAUCGCACGAGACGGCAUUUGAUCCCUUAAACUCAAAUCAAAUCCCAGAGAAAGUCAAUGUUAUAGAAUGGAUCAAUUAACAUACUUCCAGCAUUCCUCAAUUAUUAUCUGCUAAUGAUAAACUUAUUAAGCUAUGGCGAUUAGAGUAUAAAAAAGAAAAGAAAUAUGAGUCCUGUAAGAAGUUACUCUAAAAGGGGAAACUAAUGCUUCCCAGAUCGAAAGUUAUAAACGAAAGUUGGGAAGGCAGAUGUAAGUAGUUCUAUAAAAGUGCGCAUGAAUAUCAUAUCAAUUCGCUGUGUAUCUCCCCGGAUGGAGAGAACUUUUUAUCCGCAGAUGAUUUGCGAGUAAAUCUCUGGAACGUAGAAAACGCAUCAACGGUAUACAACAUCCUAGACAUAAAACCUAAGAGCAUAGACGAUCUCGAUGAGGUAAUAUCUCAUUGCGAAUUUCAUCCUCUUAUGCCCACUGUUUUUCUCUAUACCACAACAAAAGGGUUCUUGCAUAUCUGCGAUUUCAGGGAAGCCUCCUCAUUUUAGUAAUACUCUACACUCAAGUAUGAUGUAAGUCAGGGUACAAAGAAGAACGCUUUCUCAGAGAUGAUAAAUUCACUUUCUUUUGGAAAGUUCAUGAAAAUGUAUCCAAAUCAUAUCGUUACAAGAGACUAUUUGUCAGUGAAGAUUUGGGAUAUAAGACAGACAUAACAACAAUCAGGAAAAUAACCAGUAUACCAGUCGGCAUAAGUUUGCGACUAUCUGGAUAAGAACUUAGUUAACUUGUAUGAGGAGGAUUCCAUCUAUGAUAAAUUCUUCCUCGACAUCUCUCCUUGCAAUAAUUAUAUGAUCACGGGAGGUUACAAUAAAAGUGGCCACCUUAUAGAUCUAAGUCUAAAUCAUAAUAAUACAUUGGAAGCCAAAUUCGAAAUGAAGCGUGGUAAACCAGGUGGAAAAUUAAGGAAAUAUCAAGCCAAUAAAAAACUGGCCGCUUUAGAGGGCUAGGGAUCUAUCGAUUUUAAGAAAAAGGUAAUGAACGGUGUAUGGCAUCCUAAAGAUAAUACAGUUGCAUUAGCAUUUAGAAAUUGUAUCUUUAUGUAUUCAGACAAAAUGUGA